Molecule: messenger RNA, 707 nt
Organism: Rhizophagus irregularis DAOM 181602=DAOM 197198
Lineage: Eukaryota; Fungi; Glomeromycota; Glomeromycetes; Glomerales; Glomeraceae
Source: RefSeq, a predicted model, not a curated record
AGACAUGUACGAAGAAACGACCGAAGAAACGACCGAAAUUACUCUUAACUGUAUCGCUAAAGAAAGAGGGUCUGAAGGGAUUUUCAGUAUUGAUAUUGGAAAAGACGAAUUGGUUUCUGCCCUUAAGCAUCGUAUUGAGGGAAUGUAUACCAACACCUAUGCAGAUUAUGAUCCCUUCGACAUUUUGAUAUGGAGAGUGGAUGAUGUCGAUAUUAGUGAUGAAAAAAUCACCGAACUCCAAGAGAAUUUAUCACCUAAUGCCGUUGAGAGAGUUUUGGGUGACAACGUAGAGAGACUUUCUAGUUGGGAUCGGAUCGGAAAAAAAUUCAGUAAUCAAUUUAGUACAGGAGUUAUUCAUGUUAUUGCUCAAGGCUGGUGCGUAGCAUGUGAUAAGGGUUAUAACUCCUUAAAAAGCCAUCAAGAAUCUGAUGUCCAUAAAGAUAAUGCGCACCUGCAUGUCUCCUACAAUUCUGGAGACAUAACCCCGUUUGAAGAAGAGGAAUUUGUUGAUGACAAUGGGGAUGAGGAUGAAGAAGAUGAAGAAUUAUCCAAUGAUAUGAACCUUUAAGAUUAUUUUGCGUCACCUGUGGCGUAGUAUCGAUCUUCGGUAUAUUCACAUUUUUUGUAUGCUAUAGGCCGGCGCCCGACAACUAUUUAUUUUAUUAAAUAAAGCAUUAUUAUACCCGGUUCUAGUUGAACCUCUGUUC